Oryza sativa Japonica Group (Japanese rice) is the source of this 947-nucleotide messenger RNA. RefSeq names its product protein RICE FLOWERING proteinUS T 1-like. NCBI's taxonomy places the organism in Eukaryota, Viridiplantae, Streptophyta, Magnoliopsida, Poales, Poaceae. The record is from RefSeq and is a predicted model, not a curated record.
GCCAUCGCCGACGACAACACACACCCAAAAAACAUAUACAGCAUAUAUACCAGCUGCAAGCUCCUGUAGCUCGCAGUAUUUGUUCUCACUGCUGUCUAGCUCAAUCCCCAGCACAAUAUAGCUAGCUAGCAAUUCGAUCCAAUUAAGCAAAUCGUCAGAAAUGGCCAACGAUUCAUUGGCUACAGGGCGUGUGAUCGGAGAUGUCCUGGAUCCCUUCAUCAGCACCGUCGAUCUCACCGUCAUGUAUGGUGAUGAUGGCAUGCCGGUCAUAAGCGGCGUGGAGCUUCGCGCACCGGCGGUCGCGGAGAAACCGGUGGUCGAAGUCGGGGGAGACGAUCUUCGCGUCGCAUAUACUCUGGUGAUGGUUGAUCCUGAUGCACCUAACCCUAGCAAUCCAACUCUGAGGGAAUACCUCCACUGGAUGGUGACUGACAUCCCGGCUUCAACCGAUGCUACAUAUGGGAGGGAGGUGGUGUGCUACGAGAGCCCGAACCCGACGACGGGGAUCCACAGGAUGGUGCUGGUGCUGUUCCGGCAGCUGGGGAGGGAGACGGUGUACGCGCCGGCGGUGCGCCACAACUUCACCACCCGCGCCUUCGCCCGCCGCUACAACCUCGGCGCGCCCGUCGCCGCCGUCUACUUCAACUGCCAGCGCCAGGCCGGCUCCGGCGGCCGGAGGUUCACCGGACCUUACACCUCCCGCCGCCGCCAAGCCUAAUUAAUCAAGCUCUAUAGCUUAAUUAGCUAUAUUACAUGCAUUUAUAAUUUGCAUGCAGUAUCUAUAUUAUAUAGAUCAAUGUGGUCAACGAUCGAAUAAAAACGUAGCAUAUGAUGAUAUAUAUAUGUACUUAUAUAUCUAUAUGUAUAUGCUGCAUGCUUUAAGUUUAAUUUGUAGCUAGAGCUAGCUGCAAUAUUAUCCCUGUUGUGCUUGGUGUAGUUUAUAUAUA